Messenger RNA from Annulohypoxylon maeteangense, 1208 nucleotides. RefSeq lists its product as uncharacterized. Gene Ontology annotation, molecular function: RNA binding; RNA nuclease activity. The record is from RefSeq and is a predicted model, not a curated record. Bases 423 to 785 code for a protein of 120 amino acids. The transcript has a single exon. NCBI's taxonomy places the organism in Eukaryota, Fungi, Ascomycota, Sordariomycetes, Xylariales, Hypoxylaceae.
GCGGUUCACCUACAUACUAAAGAAUCCUCAUCCUCAAAAAUAAUCAAAUUCUGAUUCUUUCCAUGAAGCAAUGUGAUCGGAUCAAGAAAUAAAAGCUGGGCACAACCGCCCAGAGCAACGAAGUCACGAUGCUGAAUCUUCGCUCUAUGCAACCCAUCUCGCGUAAGUUUUAAAUAUUCCAACAUAUUUUAAUUUUGCUAAAUAUUCCCGAAGGAGCCCGUGUUGCCAGUACGCGAUGGUUUCAACACGGGCUGGCUUCCAACGUUCAGCCCCGACGUGCUACAUCGUCGAAACGCACCCCAACCAAUGAAGCCUUCGUAAGUUCCUAUGCGCUUAUUUUUAUUAGCCAUUUUCUAAUACAUAAAUAGUACGACUUCAAUGGAGUUCCCUGUGAUGACAAGGACCCGAACUCCCUCACGUGGAUGUACGCGAAGGACGCGAAGGCCCAGCAAGCCGGCUUAGCUCCUGGACACCAGUCGGGUCGAGUAUACCCAUCCGCCUUCAACAACAAGGAGAAACUCGCACUCUCGACACCCGGAUCGGCUCUGAAGCCCAACGGACCGCGUCAAUGGCUCCACAGUCCACUCGUACCAGGAACGACCGAGACCUGGACCCCGGCCUCGACAGAGAAGUCCGGAGUCCGAAGUGUGUACACAGCUGAUGAUCCCAGCAAGUUCGACGUCGUCUACCAUGAUAAUCGAGCUGGAGCCUCGGGCAAGAAGGGUUUUGGUAAAUUUGUGAAGGCGGAAUACCACCCAGCCGUCGAGGAGAAAGAUCGUGAUUGAUUAACCCUCAGAUGCACACUUGGGUCAUAGUCAUGUAGUUUUCGAUGGAUUGAGAGGCGGGGAAUGCCUCCCUUGUAUUAUUGUGCGCAUUUUGCGCAUUUUGCGGUGUUUUAGGAGGGAUUCAAAAGUGAGGAAUGAUUUUGUCAAUACGGAAACAUGUCGAAGCCUACUAGGAGUAGGCGCUGGUUUACCAUGAAUAGGAUUCAAAUCAAUCGGAACGAACCUUUGAUUCUUAAGUGAAGAUGUCAUAAUAUAUGGAUCUCAUACCCCGCAUCCGCGCACCACAUACCGCUCCGGCUGGUGCUUAACGUAUUUAUUAGCAUCCUUUCAAUCAAAUCCUCCCGAAUCUCCUACUGGGAGUCCUUGCAGAUUUGGGAUUUAGUCUAGGUGGUAUCUAGACCCACGAAUUUUCGGAUUCAUAGC